AUGGACAGGACAGGAACUGAACAAGGAAGUGAAGCCCCAUCUCUCUUGUCGGUCCCCCAGGCGAGCUCCUAUCCCCGGUCCACCAGGCGGAAGACGCAUACAUCGGAGUACAUGGCUUUUGAAGCUGUCCGCGAUUGCGUAAACAAAGCUCUCCUGAAGUUCAAGUCCCUCUUCGUUCUGGCCGUCUCCCUUGUCAUGGCCAACGCCGACUACAUUGUCGGAAACUGCGGUGACGCCAGCGGUACCGCCCUCGCCGCUACUGAGAAGGCCUGCUCUGUUGUCAACGGCCAGUACUGUGGCGCUGCUACCGGUGUCGGCCGCUGUGUUGUUGAUAAGGCCGAAUGGGCCAGCUUCCAGCAGGGCUGCCCCGACAAGACCUUCCAGAGACCCGGUUCCUACGACAAGAGCACCGCUGAGAAGAUCGCUCUCUGCUAA
Messenger RNA from Aspergillus terreus NIH2624, 435 nucleotides. RefSeq lists its product as uncharacterized. Bases 1 to 435 code for a protein of 144 amino acids. NCBI's taxonomy places the organism in Eukaryota, Fungi, Ascomycota, Eurotiomycetes, Eurotiales, Aspergillaceae. The record is from RefSeq and is a predicted model, not a curated record. The transcript is spliced from 2 exons.